Neospora caninum is the source of this 5214-nucleotide messenger RNA. RefSeq lists its product as uncharacterized. The record is from RefSeq and is a predicted model, not a curated record. The transcript has a single exon. Gene Ontology annotation, biological process: peptidyl-serine phosphorylation; intracellular signal transduction. Gene Ontology annotation, molecular function: ATP binding; protein serine/threonine kinase activity. Bases 1 to 5214 code for a protein of 1737 amino acids. NCBI's taxonomy places the organism in Eukaryota, Apicomplexa, Conoidasida, Eucoccidiorida, Sarcocystidae.
AUGGAUAAUGAAGACGAUAGAAAGUGGCUAGCUUUCUGCAUGAAAGUGGAAGAACAGGAGCUGAAUGUCAUUCCGUGGUGUCUUUCCCCAAAGGUUUUCUCUCCAACGACCCCUGUGUUUCCUAGAAACUGUCGUCCGGAGAGAGCUCUAACCCAUGAUAAACUGUCAGUGUGUUCUCCGAAAACCAAUCUGGAAGCGCAGUCAGAGAAAGGGGUAACGAACGACGCCCUAAACCGCCAGACUGCUGAUGUGGUAAAACCUUCACGCAACCGCUGCCGCGGCCUCGCUGCCGGAACUCCAUCAAAGACCUAUCGGGAGAAACAACAGUCUUCACUUCUAGCACGGGCUUCGGUCGAGCCCCACCUGGCGAAGCAUCAUGAAGACAAAGUCGGGGCGAGCCCUGUGGGAAUCAACGAGGUUCGGUCCUUCACCGAGCACAUCACUGAACGAGAUGGACCGGAAUCUGACACUCUCGAGGCGACUGUGGGCGCGGCGUUCACUACCGAUUCCACAAAUGGAUGCCGUGGCAAACGGAUUGCUCUGUGCGGUGUACAGACAGCACAGAACAGCUUUUCUUCCGUCUUCCCCGAGAAGACUGGCAGCGGAAGCCCUCUGAAGCACAUAUCUGGAAACUCGCCAGAGUCCCAGACAUCCAGAACUGGCAAUCCCCCUAAAACAGUUUACAGACUUCCCUUCCGCCAGGGAGGUGACGACGGGUGCACGGCUUGUCCCAAGACAUCGACCGCCCUCGGCAAGUCUCGUCCGUCGAAUGAACAGCCGGAGAUGAAUAAGGGACUUGCCUGUGAACAGGCCAUGAUUUGGGGAGUUCAAAAUAAGGAAUGCCUCUUCGACUUCACGAAGCCAAGAGGCCGACGUGAGGGCGCAGAUAUCGGCGACAGUCGUCGCGCCUCCCGCGGAAGUAUCAGAGAAGGGGUCGGAGCUGCACAGAUCGCAAGAAAGUUGCGCCUCUUUGCAGAUUUUGUGACGGAAAGAAAGAAAAAGGACGAAGAACGCGUCGAACGGCAGAAAGACGUCCGAGCAAUUCUCGGUCUUGCAGCUAAGCUGGGGGAGAGACGGAAGUCCACUGGACAACACGGGGAUCGCGAUGGCCAGCAAGGAUUCUCUGUGCAGGAAACGAUGGUUAACGGGCCUGGAGACUCGAAGGGCAAAGACACACGAGCGGAAUCGUUCACGAGGGAGUCCUCGACUGCGAGUGCACCACCGAAAGGCGGCUCUCUCGCUCCUGCGACGUCUGAGAAUUUUCAGUGUCCGUUCAACCUAGCAGUGCAGAAAGAACCGAGGACCUUAACAGGGGGGCCAGGUGACCAGGUAGUGAGCCCAUCAAGAGGAGAUAAGGAGGAUUCGGAUCUUCUGUCCAGAGGACUUACUGCGGCGAAGAGCAGUGCCACACAAGAAAAAACUUCUCUCCUUCAAAAGUACCUUGCAGCCCUAGAGGAGGCCCAGACUGCGUGGCUACGGGCACAACGAGAACGCGUCGAUACCCGCCGUUUUCGCGUCCUCUCAGUUUUGGGGGUUGGAGCAUAUGGGGUUGUUCGUCUCGUGCAGGAUCGCCAAACGGGUGAGAAAUUUGCUCUAAAGCAAAUGGAGAAACGCGCAGUCAAGAUGAAGAAUGAACGGACACGGCUGUACGCAGAGCGCCACGUCCUCGCGGAAGUUAUAAGCCGGCAUAUCGUCAAGCUUGUUUGCACGUUCCAAGACAAGCACUAUCUGUACCAGGUUUUGGAGUACCUCCCUGGGGGAGACCUCAUGACUCACUUGAUUGCAUGUGGCCAAUUCUCUGAGGAGACGACAAAGUUCUACAUUGCUCAGUUGAUCCUAGCUGUGCAUACAGUUCACCGACUGGGCUACCUACACAGAGAUAUCAAGCCGUGCAAUAUUGUACUCGACAACAAAGGCAACUUAAAACUGUUGGACUUUGGGCUCUGCGCCCUCUAUCACUCCCCCUGCGACUUCGCCGGUGUUGGCGGGAGCCGUAGUGAUGCCUCAGACCCAUCUAGCAACGGAGUGCUGGAGCAACGCCUCCCGAAAGGUGACAUCGACUGCGAGGAAACAUCCAGAAGGCAACCAGCGGUCUCGGGAGUGUAUGCGCAGAGAGAGCAGGGAGUCGAGAAACCUUCCUUUAUGCAGAUUCCACCUGGUGAGUUCGAAGGGGUGCCUGCGCCAUUUUUACGCGAAAGGAUAGCCGGAGGCUCGGCCUUGGGCUCUGCCGAUAUCUGUGAAGGACCAAAUCUCGAGAGAACAGCGGAGCGAAACCGACUGCCUCUCGGCACCCUCGCAGGCAACGAGCAUGAUUCUGCACUGCCUGUCUCAUCGCCUGCUUCUUCCCCGUCUUUUGUCCAGUUGUUGCCGUCGCCGAAUUCGUGCUGUGGUUCGCAAGAGGCAACUCCGCGUGACUCUUCCGCAUCCGCCUCCUCGUCGGCAGACUUCGUCUCUCGCACACCGUCUGGUCCUUCCUCCGUGUGCCGAACCUCCCCUUGUGCUCGUCCUUCUUCCGAAAUGCAACGCGUUACACAUGCAUGUCAGCAAGCAAGUGAAGAAGAAUCGGUCGCGAAAGAAGCGCCACACGAUUCGGGGCCCGGAGGCCGGUUGAUCACGGCUUGUGAAGACAGUGGAGGAGCAGAAUCUGCGGUCAGUCUCACUCUUCCUUCUCCCCCCCGCGCUCUUCCAGAAAGGGAGGCUACACCAACAACCUCCAGUAUUCGUGAAAAAAACCGAAUUCGUCCUUCCAUUUCCAUGACUCCUUCGGCCCAAAGCACAACGCGCUGUGGCGGAACCGGUCUUUCUCUUCUGCCCGCCGCAGCGGACAGUCUCUUGUCUUGUGUGCCAUCUUCCUCUUCUGCUACCUCCUCCCGAUUCCUUCGAGUUUCAACCUCACAUCCCGCGCCUUCCUCUCUGUCUCCGACUCGACGGGCGCUUCCCCUCUCAGCUGCCUCCGCUGCCUCGAUGGGGCAGAAGCUGCUCCAACGGAGCCCAGGCUCUUUGUCUUCUGGUCGACUCACCGUCCCCUCACCUGCGAGUCUCCAAAGACGCCUCCCAGUCGUGAACUGUUCAAACCCGGGAGGCCGAAACCUGCCAAACUACGCCGCGUCCGCUCCACGUCUUUCCGAGCCAUCGUGUGACGGCGCGGAGGCUUCGCAUGCCCUCUGGCAGCACGCGGAAGGGCUUCCCUUGAGCGGCGGAACUGCAGAUCUUUCGGCUGGGGUCCAGGGCGGCCGUGCACUUGCCAGCGUCUUCGACUCUCCUCUAUCUUCGGCUUCGCCUCAGUUUCCCCUCGCUUCUGCCUGCGCCUCCUCUCCACACGAAUGUUCUGCCUUCGCUCCGGCGCCGCACCCUUUGGUUCCUCCCUAUUCGAGCAUGCAAUCGCCUGCGUCGCCUCCCGGCCACUCCUUAACGGUGUUCACAGAUUCCUUCCCUUCCUCCUUCCCACCUGUCUCUCCGUCGUUGCCUUCGCCCGCUAGAGAAACAGCUCAUGUGCCGUCGUCAGAGGAAACAAGGAAGGCCGAAAAGAAGACGCUACGCGCGCCAACAAACGAAUGGCAGCGGGGCAGUGCAGCGUCGGAGCAGACGCUUCCUUCUUCAACUCCGUCAACGGCUUCUCCAGCUUCUUCUCCGACCCAUAUUUCUCGCUUCGAGGCAUUGUCGCAGGUCGGGACUCCUCACUACAUGGCCCCAGAGGUGCUCUCAGGACUUGCCUAUUCUUUUUCAGCCGACUGGUGGUCAGUGGGCGUAAUUCUUUUCGAAUGCAUCUACGGAGGAGUGCCGUUCAACACGCCCAGCUACAAUCCGCAGUUGCUGUCCUACAUCAUCAUCAACUUCCGUCGCUUCCUGGUGCUGCCAAAGUGUGCUGGCCCGAAGAAAGCACACGUCUCCGCUGCAUGCAGAGCCGUUAUUCAGGGACUGUUAUGUGAACCGGAGAAGCGGUGGGGGUUUGAGGAGCUCAGAAAAUCUGCUUGGCUCCGAAAGGUCGACUGGGACGCCUUACGCAGAGGAGUCUGGAAGCAGAGGGAGAAGCGACCGAAAAAAGACAGAGGCGGACCCAGCAGCGGCGAGCCUCGAGAAGGCAGCGAAAGAAGCGGAACGGCGAAGGUGUCGCGCGCAGCACAUGCGGCAACUGCAGACGCAGAAUUCAACGAAACGCCAGUGCGACGGGAGGGCCCGGGAACCCCGGCAGCUGGCGACAAAGGCGAACCCUCACUGGGAGAAGAAGGGAAGGAACGUGGAGUAUCCUCCCCUCAAAAAGAACCGGCAGACACACCGAAUUCCGGGCAGCGCCGAACUGAAGAAACGGUUUGCAAGGUACACGGCGACGACCGUGCUCCCGACGCCCGUGGACAGCUCGCUCCUCCAGGAUCCGCGUGUACGGAAACGUUUAAACGCGAAAGCACGGUUCGUGUCGAUGAAGUCGGUUGUGUAGCUGCCGAGCAGGAAGAUGAAGAGGAAGUGACAGAAGGGCCCUUGAAACUUCCUUCGAGUGCCGUUCCCUUGGACGUUUCAGCGGGGUUCUGCGUGAACGACUGGGAUAGACAGUCGCGCCGUCUCCCUUCCUGGUGCCGGUACACUCCGGCAAUGACUGUUCUACAGUGUGCGCCGGAAACCGACCGGAGAGAUCCGGAUGGCAACACGCAAAGAACCGCCGCGAACCCAAACGACAAGCGUUUCGCUGAGCAGGGGAGGUGCUUCAGAAACAAAGAAACGGGGCAAGAGUUACAGAUCGCCGACAAGGAGUCAGAUUUAGGUCAGUCUUUUGAGGGAACUCUGCCACAGGCACAAGGGAGAAGACGAGAUCCCGGUAAUGCCGAAUCCGUCGUUGAACGUUUUGAGAAAAACAUCAAAGCUGCACUUGGCAUCCAAGAUGAACGCAGUAACGCCAUUGCAAAGGCAGCCUUGAACCAGGGUGGUCAUCGUUUCGAGGACGUCCGGGUGGCGGGGCUCGGAGGGUCACACGCGCCCAGUGCGGGAGACUGGCUAGCGCUACAGCCCUUCAGACCCAAAGACGAAGUGCUGAAGGAUCUGCGCUUCCUCAAUUUCACUUUCAAGCGCGAAGAGAAGGAGUACGAGGCAGGCGUAUACGCACUGGAAGAGAAAAUAAGGCAAAUCGUGAUGAGCGACUAUGAGGCAACGCACGCAGGCGACGAACUCGAAACAGAGAACAGAGAACAAAGACGCAGAACCGAGACUCGCUCAGGGAGAUGA